This is a messenger RNA of Acanthosepion pharaonis, 7227 nucleotides long. The record is from the annotation of a GenBank genome assembly. NCBI's taxonomy places the organism in Eukaryota, Metazoa, Mollusca, Cephalopoda, Sepiida, Sepiidae.
AUGAGAAGAGAUAAACGCUAUGCAACUCGAAGUGUCCAGCCAGCCCAAUCUGGCCCUUCUGCUAAGGUCAGCUGCACUCCACCUCAAGCAAGGUCCUUACCUGUUCGACCAGAACGAGGGAACAGGCUACCUUUACCCAAAACCUCACAGCACGGCGUGAAUGAUGAGUCUCCAGACACUGACCAUUCGGAUGAUUUACUUAAACCAGGCAGGUCCAGAGUAAGGAAAAAUACAAGCGGAAAUGUGGACCGACCUCGGCAAAGUAUCAGGCUACGAAAGUUUGACAAUGUCAAGGUGCAGGAAAAUGGAAACCUUGAAGACAACAUGCUUACUUCUCAGCCUCAUUCAUACAUUGACUGUGAGGGUGAUGGGCAUGGGAAGUGGAAGCAACCUGUGGACUUACAGUCAGGGACCCCCUUGAUAAAAAUGGAAUGCCCUGAGGAGAUUACUGCCUCUGUUCCUGAGAACCAUGUUUGUCCCAAGAAGGCAUUAUUUACUGCUAGUGGAACAGAUUACAUCAGUAAUGGGAACGUGACCUCUUCUCGACAGAUCAAAGUGAGCGCAGAAGGGUGGCAGGGCCAUCCAUGCCAAGCAGGUUCUAAUGGCCACCUCAGUAACUCUGGUGAUGGCCAAGUAUUAAGUCAGUUGUCAUUAAGCAUGACAAGCUCUGUAAGUGCCAGUGCAGAGACUCUAUAUAGUAAUUAUACUGCAAGGAAUCUACGAUGCCAGGAGGAAGAUGUUGUUUCCAAGAUGGGGGUAAAUGACAGGAGUGUCUGCAAGAGGAACCGGCCAUUGUCACAUGUGAACCAGAGUGAAGAUAGCAAACCAAGGGAGAAGAGGAGCAUUGGGAAGAUGGAGAAGAUUGCAUGCCUACCAUCCUCCAUAUCACAUGAUGCUGGUUCAGGGUUGCUUGAUGAACAGACAGAAAACUGCAUUGUGGUCAAGACUGACAUUGCAAAUGAGCAUCAUUUAGCCUGUGAGAGGAAUCCACCUCGGCAAAGCCAAGUGCCACUUCGAAACCACACUUCCAGCUACAAGUUUCACUCCUUGAGAACUGAUAGUUGCAACUCAGGGCCUACUUCCCGUGAUCUCUCUUCCAGUUCUGUGAUCAAAGAACCUGCACCACUUAGUGUUCUCUCACGACCAGAGAAGGCAUCAUCCGAGAAGAAAAAACUUAAUGCUUUUGUAAGUGAUGAGCUGGAUAAGUAUCUUGCUCAAGAAAUUGGUAAUUAUGCGAUAUCCCCACAGAAAAUAAGCUUAUCCAAUAAUGAUAGUUCUCCCAGCAGCAAUAAGAUCAACUGUGAAGAGAAUAAAAAAGUUGUUUCAAAAAAAUUGUCCCUUUCACCUAAAAAGAUUUUCUGUGAUAAAAGCUUAACUUUGAGUAAGAAUGAACAGUCUGAUUUUAACAGCGCAGCGAAAACAACGACAGUAGCAUAUAAUACAAGGAGCAACAGUUCUUUAAAUAAUAGCAUGAGCCCAGAGAAAAAUGACAACCAAACUGGUAAUUCAUCUGUUUCUUUGAACAUGAUGCAAAUAUUCCCAAAAGUUGAUCCUGAUGCUGCUUCCUCAAAGAUAUCUGAGAAGCAAAUGUAUACUGUCUGUAAAACAGAACCAGUCCCAAGCCCAACUCCUGCUUCCAGUGACUGCCAAAACCUAAGAAUCCUGAGACCAAGGCCAGAGCAAUUGGCAGCUCGGUUAAAUAGACCUGGCUCAAGUUAUUCCAACAGCAGUAUCUUCACAAGUAACUCUCAAUCCUAUGAGCCUGAUUUUGAUGAGAUUGAUGGUAUUCUUUUCAUGUCUUUCCCAAAUGUAGAAUCUCUGCAGGCGCACAUUGCUGUAGAACGGAAAUCCAAAUGGGAGAGUGCUCCAAGCCACAUGUCAAGUAUUUCUAAAGUACUCAAUUUCAAUCGUUGGAAAGAAAGGCAUAAGGCAAUGAAGCUACCACGCCCGGCAUUUGAUAAAAGCAACAACCUCCGUGGCUUGCACAUGCGCAUGAAGAUGUACUACAAGCUACUGCGAUCCGAAUGGCACAAAAUCAAACAAAGGAAUCAACACCGUAGUCGCUAUGGCUUCAAAAAGACCAAUGAUUUUUCUAAGAUCAAGAGCUGGCAGGCCAGGUUGAACAAAAACCUGGAGAGUAAGAGGAAUUCACAAAAACUCCACUGGCGAACACAGGACCGACUUGCUCGUAGUCUGAAGCCAGACGAAAUCCGACAUAUGGGCAUUGUAAAGAAACGGAGAAAAAAUUUUAUUUUCACUCAUCGCAAAGGCUGCAAACGUGAAGAUGAAGAAUUGGAAAAUAGUUGUAUACCUACUGAUGAUCCAGGUCAGACGGUUAAUGAGAGAAAGAAGCAAAAUAGUCCAACUAGCCAUAAUAUUGUAAAUAAUGUGAAAGGACCAGUGUCUGAGACAAAUUCCGACAGUGAUUGUCAUAAUGUUGUGAAAUCUGCUCACUUAUUGUACCAAUCGGAUGAAAUUAAUGUAAUCAAGAAACUUGGAGGUUGUGACCCCAGUGACUAUGCUAUGCGGAAGAGGACGAGGAGUCAAGUUGAACUGGAAAACCUUCACAGAAGGAGCAAAAACUUAGCUCCCAUAGCUCUAGAUUGGCUAACACAUAAUAUGGCUCAGGUGGCCAUGACAGCUCUUCAUGAUGAUUUUAAGAAAAAGAGCCCUACAGCUGGAAGAAAUGUCUCAAGUGUUAAUUCUGAAGGCAAACAUAAUACAGAUACGUUCAUACAGGUAGACUCUAAGAUGACUAUGGUUAAGAGGAGUGAAGCAUCAUUGCCCUCCCUUUUUGAAUCCCCCAAAUCGGCACCACUCAAUAGCCCCACUCCAAGCUCUGCUGUUCGGCUGUGCAAAACAAGUGAUGAGGAGUUGGCCAAAGAGACGGCUCGCAUCCUCCUUGCUCGGCAGAAGCUGAAAGCCAAAGAUGAAAAAUGUAAUAAACCAGGUUGCCGGUAUGGCUGUAUCUGUCAUUUAUGUUGGAUUUCGGAGAACUUUGAAGACUCCAGCAAGACUAGUGCAAUUUGUACAAAGACCUGUGAUAAGGAAUACUGCCGCCUCGGCUGCAUCUGUGAUAGUAAUGAUAAUAUAAAACGUGAAAAUAUGUGCGAUGAGCAAACGUGCAGUCUAGAAUGUUGCCGAUGCUCUGAACACAAGCAUGUAAACUCAGAGUCUAGCAAAAAGAAAGCAAGCUUGAAGCAGACCCUACCAACUCCCUCAGAUGUGGUAACCAUUUCUCCAGAGAAACUUACAAAUAACCAGGAACCUGGGUCUUCUCCGGAAGUGAUUAUCAAAUCUAAUGGCACUGACAUUGUUGGUUCUCUCUCACUUAAAAAUGAUGACUACAAUACUGACAAGGUGAUCAACAAGAAGAGUGAUGUCUGUGCAGAAAAAGUGAAACGUCAGAGGAAGGAUAGGCCUGCAUCACAGCCAAAGAGGGAAACUGCACAUCGAGAUGUGAAAAAUUUAGAUGCUUCCAGCCGAAAACCCUUGACUACUGAAGGCAGUGAAAUGUACCAAGCAAAGAAAAAGCGGAAGCUUAUUUCUGUUGGCUUUGAUGGAAAUUCCUCCAAAGUUAAUUUUACAAAGGUUAGCCAGUUACAGACCAAGUUUUCCUCUGCAUAUAUGGAAGAUGAAAAAGAUAAUUCUAAAACUGGUCCACCUCCUAAUUCCAUUAAAAGGUUGUGUCCUCUAAAAGAUGAUUGCCGUCAACCAUUAGAGCAAUGCUAUGUCAACUGUAGCUGGUUUCCUGCAAAUACUUUUGACAAUUGUGUUGUUGAGAUUGAUAGACUUGGAUCGCCACAACAGAUGCGACAGCUUGGGUGCAUGUCUGUAGACUGUUUCCCUCAAUCCCCAAAGGUCCGCACGCCACAACAGAUGGAGGAAAACAAUAGCAGCAGCAGUAGUGUUACAAAUGCAAAUAACAGCAAUAGGCAUACAGACUGCAUAAAAUGUGAACUUGUUGACUUGUCUCCCAUCAAAGUGAAGCCAUCUGUGGAGGUCAUGUCUCCUCCAGUUGCCAAGGUGUCAGACUCCUCGUCUCCACAAAUUAAAUCAAAUUCUAUAAGUCCGCCUAGGUUACUGGGAGAGGUUGCAAACUCUGAGAAAUGGAGUUGUCCAUUAGUAGACCUGACAGAUGUGUCAGCAGAAGAUCCUGCUGAGAGUCAUUGUGUUAACAAAGAUUGGCAAGUGAAAAUGAUUUGCCUUAAGGCAAAACAGGACGGGGGUCCGUCCACACAAAACAUGGAGGAGGGCUAUCAGUUGUUGGAGUUCAUUUCUAACUGCAACUGGGACUCUCACAGCUCUGACGUUAUCUGUCAGGUCUCUCUGUGUUGCCAACCUGGUAAAUACCCAGACCCUCAAAAGAUGGCUGUUGGCAACUUUGAUGUGGAAAUCUUACCCAAGUCAGACAAAGCCCCCAAUGUACCAGCUCAGUUGCAGUCGGAAAUUUUCUGCUGCCCAUACAACAUUCGAGUAAAGGUCACUGACAGAACAAAGGCUACUGGAUGUGGCGAGAAAGUGGAACCAUUGUUGGAUGGUUGCUCAUAUGUUGGGAUCUCUUCUGUUAGACCAAUACGAAAUAACAACCUGUUGGAUAUUAAAAGUAUGCCUCUCACAGCGACACUUCAGGAUAUUAAUUACCAAUGCCAAGAAGAUAAUGAACAAAAUGCAAUACCAAAUGAAGCAAAGAAUGUUGUUGGUGAAAUUGAAGUGCUUGAAAUUCAUCCUCCUUUAGACUCUGCCAAAAUGCCUGCUCGAGCACUCGUUCUUGACUUAUCUCCUGAAAAUCAAAAGCCUUUGCAAGAAGAACAAGUCAAAAUAGUGACUGACUUGUCAGCUUGUGAUUUGCAAUCAGAGAAACUGGCAAAAGCAGGCAAGCAGGAAAGUAACAGUGUAGAAGAAAUUGGUUCCCAACCAUCCUCUGAGAAUUUGGCAGCAACAGAUUUAGAAUUCAAAUCAAAGGGUUCAUCAUCAUGUGAGGAGGAAGAAGAGGAGAUGAAAACCACUGCUGAUACUCCCACAAAUGUCAGGGUGAGCCGACAACGUUCGAAAGAGAAAACUGCAGUUGUGGUACGUGAUUGGCCAUUGAGAUCAAAGUUAGGCAAGGCUGUAAAGCAGGAGUUGUCUGUGGCAGAUCUUGAACUGAAAAAAAGCCCAACUAAAUCAGCAAAAAUCUCCGAUUCCGAAGAUGAGGACAGGAAUAUGGUGAUCCAAGAACCUUUUGAAAAUACUAUAAAAGAAGAAGAUGCCAAGAAUAUUUCUUUUAAUUUCACAACAAAAUUGAUGAGAACAAGAAGUGAUAUCAGGAAGAACAAAUCAAGAAAUUGUGAUUCUCCUCAACACUUCCUAAAUGAUUCAAUAGAAAGCAAAAUCAACUUGACUUCCAAUUGCUCAAUACAAAAUCUAAAACCACCUGAUGAUGAACUUGGUAGCCUAAAAUCCUUAACAGAAAAGACACAAAUUAUGCAAUCCUUUAGGAAGAUCCUACCUGCUCCUCCUUUAAAUGGUGGCUUCUUUGUAACUUCAUCACAGCCUGGAGUUGGUUCCAUCUGCCUUGGCCAUUUACAAAGUUGUUCUCUGGUUCACACUGAUCUUAACAGCUUCACUUCUGUUCCCCACAGCCAUGCUGCUUGUUCUACUUACCCAAAUGCCUAUAGAGUGGGUAAUGUUCCUGCUAAUCAGUUUCUGCAAUUGGUGCCAGUGCCUGUCCCAGUUCCUGUACCUGUUCCAGUCUCUUUUUCUGUGGCACCAGACCAAUCUGUUGUGAACACAAGUGUCACCAUUCCUGUCAUCAACAGUAGUUGCUACAGCAACAGUAGAACAACCACUUGUAACACAAGCCCCAGCAGCAGUUCUAAUUUGAAGACAGAUGCCACUUGCUGUAGUUCUUGUUGUUCAAGCUUACCAGUCACCCCCAGCAAGAAUGGCUCAUGUAUAGCUGGAACAAAUAGUAAUAGUGGUUGUAAUAUAAAAUUUGGCAACAAUGGUAACAAACUUGUAAAUGGAUCCCAAUCAUCACCAGUUCCUAAACCAGGUCACAUCUUGGUGUCUCAGGGUCAGAACAAUGCAAUUCUUGUUCCUUACAAUACAUUUAUGAAAAAUAAUGCUAAUGUUGAUGGUCAGGAGCAUUGUGCUGAUACAUGUCUCUUUGCAGACAAACCAUCUCCCCAAAAAUGUGUAGGCUUGAAGGAAGUUAAAGCGGUACCUACAUGUGUGGUACCCAACACUGACAACGAAUUAAACUGCCAAGAUGCCACAAGCUCCAUUCAGACAAGUGUGGUUGCCUCUUCUAAGGAGAGUGUACCACACCAGCAGCAACAGUCAAGUCAGGAUGAUAAUGAGGUGUGCACAGUUUCCUCUCAGAAUUCUAAGCACGAAGAGAUUGAAAAGAAAUCAUGUGCUAUAGAAUCUCAAAUGAAAGAAGAGCCAGUUGAAACAGUUAAUUGUUCAUCUUUGCAGUCAGGAUUGAACUUUGACUUUAGACUAGAUCCAAUUGAAGAUGAUGAUUUUGAUGAUGAUGAUGACCUGGUUGAAGUGAACAAUUUGGGCCAAUCAGGAAAAGAGCGUCGCAAUAAAUAUCAGCUCUCUGUACAUAAAACAAGAGAACGUGAACGACGUUGUAACAUCUUCAAUGGCAUAAACUUUCUACAGGAAGUUUUGUGUGAAAAUGAGCACAUCCAAUUUAUUUCUCAGAGAAGGGUUCUGGAUUUUGCAACUGAUCAUAUAAAAUCUCUGCAACUUAGUGAAGAGAAACUAAUUGCAGAGAAAUCGUCAAUGGUCAAAAUAAACCAUCAACUCUGGGGACAACUGAAUAAAGUAAAAGAAGAAUUAAUAUUGCAAAAUGUAACAGAAUGUGAACUGAACAAUAUCCUGGAUGAAUUGGGACUCCCUUUUGACAUGUACUUGCCCCAAGUAAUGGACAGUACAAAAGUGGAAGAUGAUGCUGGAUCUCCAUUGAAACUUCUACCUGCUGUUGAUAGCUAUGAAGCGUCCGAUGUUGAAUCAAAGGAUCAUUCAGAUGUUGAAAAUGAGAUGGACGUAAACUUGGUAUCAUCGUCACUGCCCCCACAAUCUCCAGCUUCUUCAGGUCCCUUAAAUGAGGUGCACAGCAGUAACGAAGACACCAUCCUCAUGUCCCCGUCCAUGUCAAGACGAGGUUCUUUUUUUUUUUUUCUUCUCUCUCUCUCCAACAGCAGUUUGUCUAUUUUCCUCUCGCCUGACUGA